AUGCAGGAUGCGGAGGUGCUGCGAGCGGACAUCCUCCUCGACCGGCUUCUGAAUUACUUGCCGCAGCCGAUUCGUCCAGAGGACCAGCGCGUGGUGGAGAACAUGCUCCGCCUGGGCCGGCCAUUGCGCGAUGGCACGUUGGAUGCCACAGAGUUCUGCCAAAGGUUUGAGCUGCUGGCACGCAACGGCGCCGUUGCUGGCCGGGAGCCUGUAGCACCGGUGAGUCCCUCACGGUCUGCCCGUGACACCAGACUGCAGCUCCGGGAGAAGGUUCGGCUGCCAAGCGCCUGGUUGGCUUGUCCCCGCUCUUGGGCCUCGAGGAUGCUCGGGCGCAACCGUGGCAGGGACCCGCAAGCCGUGAGCAGGCGGCACCUCCGCCGCCAGCCCCUCCAGAUGGCCCGCGCCCUUCGGAGGACGCGACUCAAAGGUCGGCAGGAGAUGGCAGAGCACAAUAAUUCGGGCCCGAGGCACGUUGCAGGUUGUCUGCACUGA
Molecule: messenger RNA, 492 nt
Organism: Symbiodinium sp. CCMP2592
Lineage: Eukaryota; Dinophyceae; Suessiales; Symbiodiniaceae
Source: the annotation of a GenBank genome assembly